Folsomia candida is the source of this 2009-nucleotide messenger RNA. RefSeq names its product ATP-dependent RNA helicase WM6 (gene Hel25E). The coding region runs from base 138 to 1421 and encodes 427 amino acids. Gene Ontology annotation, biological process: mRNA export from nucleus; mRNA splicing, via spliceosome. The transcript has 9 exons. The record is from RefSeq and is a predicted model, not a curated record. NCBI's taxonomy places the organism in Eukaryota, Metazoa, Arthropoda, Collembola, Entomobryomorpha, Isotomidae. Gene Ontology annotation, molecular function: ATP binding; RNA binding; RNA helicase activity.
CGCCGACUUGAGUGACGACGCUCGUUGGCAUUUUCACUCACUCUUUGCCCUUCAACGAUUUCGCAGUGUUAUUUUUUCUGCUGCCACAAAAAUUUACGUUUUUCGAUUCGUGUGUUGUACUUGUGCAAUACUAAAACAUGGCAGACAACGAUGACCUUUUAGACUACGAGGAGGAGGAAAAUGCUGAACAAACCACGGUGACCGAGGCAGCUGAUGGGGUCGUGGCGAAUAAAAAAGAGGUCAAGGGUACUUAUGUCUCCAUCCAUUCUUCCGGAUUCAGGGAUUUUCUUCUCAAACCUGAAAUCCUAAGGGCUAUAAUAGAUUGUGGUUUUGAACAUCCGUCAGAAGUCCAGCACGAGUGUAUUCCACAAGCCGUGUUGGGAAUCGAUAUUCUUUGCCAGGCAAAAUCCGGUAUGGGAAAAACUGCAGUGUUUGUCUUGGCUACUCUUCAACAGUUGGAACCCGUCGAUGGACAAGUUUCUGUUCUCGUCAUGUGUCACACAAGAGAGUUGGCGUUUCAAAUAUCCAAAGAGUACGAGCGUUUCUCCAAAUACAUGCCCAACACAAAGGUUGGUGUAUUUUUCGGAGGACUCCCAAUGGCUACAAAUGAAGCUACAUUGAAGAACAAUUGUCCCCACAUUGUGGUUGGAACCCCUGGAAGAAUUCUGGCGUUGAUUAAGGCGAAAAAGUUAUCUUUGAAGAAUGUGAAACAGUUUAUUCUUGAUGAGUGCGAUAAGAUGUUGGAGGCACUUGAUAUGCGUCGCGACGUUCAGGAAAUCUUCCGAAACACGCCUCACGAGAAGCAAGUUAUGAUGUUCUCCGCUACUCUCAGCAAAGAGAUUCGACCCGUGUGCAAGAAGUUUAUGCAAGACCCCAUGGAAGUUUAUGUCGAUGAUGAAGCCAAGUUGACCCUUCAUGGACUCCAACAACAUUACGUGAAGCUUAAGGAAAAUGAGAAGAACAAAAAGUUGUUUGAUCUUUUGGAUGCAUUGGAAUUCAACCAGGUUGUAAUUUUCGUCAAGUCGGUACAAAGAUGCAUGGCUCUUGCCCAACUCUUGGUGGAGCAGAAUUUUCCAGCCAUUGCAAUUCAUCGUGGAAUGACACAAGAGGACCGUCUUUCAAGAUACCAGCAGUUCAAGGAUUUCCAAAAGAGGAUACUUGUUGCAACCAACUUGUUUGGACGAGGAAUGGAUAUCGAGCGAGUUAACAUCGUCUUCAACUACGACAUGCCAGAAGAUACGGAUACGUAUUUGCAUCGUGUUGCUCGAGCUGGACGAUUUGGCACCAAGGGAUUGGCAAUCACUUUUGCCAGUGAUGAAAAUGAUACAAAGAUUCUUAAUGAGGUUCAAAACCGGUUCGACGUUAACAUCACGGAAUUACCAGAUGAAAUUGAUCUCUCUUCAUACAUUGAGGGCCGUUAAACAUGUUACGACUUGGUUAAACUUUUAUGACAUAAAAGCAUUUUGAAAAGGAAUCAUCAGAUUUAUUCAGCAAAGUUAAAAAUUCAAAAUUAACUAAUUGUAAGUUGUGGGUUCGUUCAAUGUGUAAUUAUAUAACACAAUUUAACAAUGGAUCAAUUCAUUGUUGAUGUUAGUAAUAAAGUGAAAUCAUCUCCAUAUCCAUUAAGUUUAAAGCACGGGCAUUUGUAACGAUGUAUGGAAUGGCAGACGCGCUGACCGAUGAUUGGAGUGACUUUUAUGAACGCGACAUUUUUUUGUCCACAUUCACUAAAUAAUUGUUUUUCGAUAUUUAAUGAAAUGACUAGUUAACGUGACUAUUUUAUGAGAAUCAAAUUUCCUAAAAUAAAAACUCCUUUGGAAAUCUGCAAGUACUUUAGCCCAUAUUUAAACUUUUACUUUACUUAUUUAUACGUAGUUUAUAAAUAUACUUUAUAAAUUUAGCAAAUUUAAAUUGAUUUCAUACUAGUUUCGGAUUAAUUUUCUGUGUAACAAUUUAUACUUUCAGUAAAGAUUCAUAGAAAAUAAAUUUUUUAUCGAUGUGUUACUAAA